Messenger RNA from Striga asiatica, 3739 nucleotides. NCBI's taxonomy places the organism in Eukaryota, Viridiplantae, Streptophyta, Magnoliopsida, Lamiales, Orobanchaceae. The record is from the annotation of a GenBank genome assembly.
UAAUAUUUCUUUUUGGCCUCACAUUUAGAUCUUAUGCAAAAUGGAAGUCGAGAGGGACCAGGAGCCCGCCGUCGCCACCAAUUCGCCGGCCGGAGUUCGUAUAUGGGCCAGCACUAACAGCCUGGUUUUGGGGCCCUCACCUUCCAAUCCACAUACUCUCCGCAUCGUGAAUCCCUGGACAACUGAGUAUCUCGAUCUCCCUCCGCUUUUCGGUGGGGGAAGAGUUUUAAGGCACAACCUUUGUUUGAUGUAUGUUGCGGCCACAAACGAGUACAAAGUGGUGCAAGUCCAAAUCGCGGGAGGUUUACGUGGCAGCGCGGUUUCCUAUGAGUAUGUCGUGUUGACUGUCGGGUCCGACACCUCGUGGAGGCUCGUGGACCAUCUUUCUCGUGAGACGAAGGCUCUGUUGUCGAUUAGUAACCCGUUGACGACUGAUGGUUUUGUGCACUGGGUCCCGUGUAGUGGUGGGUCUACUAUUUUGACACUUGAUGCGGAAACCGAGGUUAUGACUGAGUCGAGGCUUCCCGUGCCUUUAGGUCGUUGGGGGGAGAGCGAGUUUUUAGUGUCGGGAGGGAAGAACUUGACGCUUGUGGUGAAAAAGCUCGGGAGGAGUUUCUCGUGGGACGUGUGGGAGAUGAGUCCCAAGACGCGGGUGUGGAGAAAGACGGUUAGCGUUGAUUUGGAGGACGAGAGGUUAGAAGGGUUUAUUCGGGACAGAGAUGAAAAGUUGGCUUUCAAUACAAGUUAUGUUCGUUUUUUUCCAGUCGGUUGGCUAAAUUAUCCGGAGGUUUUGGUGUUUGCUCCGAGUAGAGGUCGAUAUUGCAUGUUGUAUUGGGUUCGUACGCGUGAGAUUGAGUCGAUUGAUCUGCCUAAGGAAAGCUAUAGUUAUAUGGCCCAUCAGAGUGGGUUGGUGUCACCCACAGGAUUCGAGAGCGACCAGGAGUCCGCCGUCGCCACCAAUUCGCCGGCCGGAGUUAUGGCCAGCUGCAAUCGUACUCCGAUUUGUUAUUUCAGGCGGAGGUUUCGGUCAACAAACACGGAGUCCCUUUCUGAAGAUUUGCUAUCCAACAUUCUCCUUCGUCUCCCGACUCGGGAUAUCCAUGACUCGGCUCGGCUCGUUUGCCGCAGGUGGGCCCAGCUGACCCGCUCUCGUGACUUCACACUCGCGCACCUCCGCCGUGAGGGCAGUGGGCUCCUUUUACAAAGCAUAUUUUCACGUGAGGAUUUGAUUUUUAUCUCCUCCAGUGGGCCGGGCCGGGCCGAGACAUCCCGGUCGCGCCUCGAAUUGGGCCGAGACCCCACGGGCCUGCGUAUAUGGGCCAGCUCUCACGGCCUUGUUUUGGUGCCCUCACCUUCCAAUCCACACUCUCUCCGCGUCGUGAAUCCCGGGACAACCGAGUAUCUCGAUCUCCCUCCGCUUUGCAGUGGGAGAAGAUUUUUAAUGCACUGCAUUUGUUUGAUGUAUGUUGCGGCCACAAACGAGUACAAAGUGGUGCAAGUCCAAAUCGCGGGAGGUUUACGUAGCAGGGCGGUUUCCUACGAGUGCGUCGUGUUGACUGUCGGGUCCGACACCUCGUGGAGGCUCGUGGGCACGGAGGACAGUCUUUCUCGUGAGACGAAGCCUCUGUUUUCGCUUAGUAGCCCGUUGACGACCGAUGGUUUCGUGCACUGGGUCCCGUGGAUGGGUGGGUCUACUAUUUUGACACUUGAUGCGGAAACCGAGGUUAUGACCGAGUCGAGGCUUCCCGUGCCUUUAGGUCGUUGGGGUUGGGGGAAGAACGAGUUUUUAUUGUCGGGAGGGAAGAAUUUGACGCUUGUGGUAAAAAAGCGCGGGGGGAGUUUCUUGUGGGACGUGUGGGAGAUGAGUCCCGAGACGCGGGUGUGGAGAAAGACGGUUAUCGUCGAUUUGGAAGAAGACGAGAGGUUAGAAGGGUUUAUUCGGGACCGUGAUGAAAAGGUGUAUUUUUGGGAUGCAAAUGAUGUUCGAUUUUUUCCAGUCGGUUGGCUAAAUUAUCCAGAGGUUUUGGUGUUUGCUCCGAGUAGAGGUCGAUAUUGCAUGUUGUAUUGGGUUCGUACGCGUGAGAUUGAGCCGAUUGAUCUGCCUAAGGGAAAAUAUGAUUAUGUGGCCCAUCAGAGUGGACUGAUCGUCGAUUUGGAGGACGAGAGGUUACAGGGGUUUAUUCGGGACCGUGAUGAAAAGAAGGUGGCUUUUUUGGAUGCAAAUGAUGUUCGGUUUUGUCCGGUCGGUUGGCUAAAUUAUCCGGAGGUUUUGGUGUUUGCUCCGAGUAGAGGUCAAUAUUGCAUGUUGUAUUGGGUUGGUACGCGCGAGAUUGAGUCGAUUGAUCUGCCUAAGGAAAGCUAUAACUAUACGGCCCAUCAGAGUGGAUUGAUGGCCAGCUGCAAUCGUACUCCGAUUCGGUUGACAAACAUGGAAUCCCUUUCCGAAGAUUUGCUAUUCAACAUUCUCAUUCGUCUCCCGGCUCAUGAUAUCCAUGACUCGGCAAGUCUCGUUUGCCGCAGGUGGGCCCACCUGACCCGGUCUCGUGACUUCACACUUGCGCACCUCCGCCGUGCGGGCACAGGGCUCCUUUUACAAAGUCUGACUUCGCUUGAGGGUUUGACUUUUAUCUCCGGCGGGCCGGGCCGGGCCGAGCCAUCCCGGUUGCGCCACGAAUCGGGCCUGCUUAUACGGGCCAGCUGUCACGGCCUGGUUUUGGUGACUCCAUCUUCCAAUCCAUAUACUUCCCGCAUCGUGAAUCCCGUGACAACCGAGUAUCUCGAUCUCCCUCCGCUUAUCGAUAGAAGAUAUUCUAGUGGCAGUUUUUGUCUGGUGUAUGUGGGGGCCACGGACGAGUACAAAGUGGUGCAAAUCCGAUUGAAGAUAGACUUACGUGGUGCAGUUGCCUAUGAGUGCACCGUGUUGACUGUCGGGGCCAACACCUCGUGGAGGCACGUGGGCGAGGAGGACCUUCUAUCUGAUGAUAUUAUAUUUUCGCUUGCUAACCCAUUGACGACCGAUGGUUUCGUGCACUUGGUUCCGAUCCCAAAUCGUGGUGGGUCGACUAUUUUGGCAGUUGAUGCGGAAACCGAGGUUAUGACAGAGACGCGGGCUCCCGUGCCUUUAGGUCGUGAGAGGGAGAGCGAGUUUUUAUUGUCAGGAGGGAAGAAUUUGACGCUAGUGGUGAAAAAGCUCGGGGGGAGUUUCUCGUGGGACGUGUGGGAGAUGAGUCCCGAGACGCGGGUGUGGAGAAAGACGGUUAUCGUCGAUUUGGAGGAAGAUGAGAGGUUAGAAGAGUUUAUUCGGGACCGUGAUGCGAAUGAUGUUCGGUUUUGUCCAGUCGGUUGGCUAAAUUAUCCGGAGGUUUUGGUGUUUGCUCCGAGUAGAGGUCGAUAUUGCAUGUUGUAUUGGGUUUGUACGCGUGAGAUUGAGUCCGUUGAUUUGCCUGAGGAUGCUGCAAGCCUUGAUGCACGAUUUCUUCGCCCGCUUCUUGUCGGAGUCCUUGCGGAUGACCUUCGCCGGGUACUUGGCGACGCCGGCGACGAGGCAAUGGCCGUAGAGGCGGUCGCGGGUGCCGUCGUCGAAGUUCUUGAGGACGGUGGCCUUGUGGCCGGUGUAGCGGCCCUGGAGGAGUAUCAUCGCCUUGUUCGCCUUGAUGAAUUUCACCAUUUUUCUUUUCGCUUUGGUGGAGGCUCCUGCGCUGCUGUUGAGCUCUGUGUGGCAAUGUUAAUGGUUGAUUAG